Setaria italica (foxtail millet) is the source of this 1116-nucleotide messenger RNA. Its product is annotated as proteasome subunit beta type-6. The record is from RefSeq and is a predicted model, not a curated record. The transcript has 8 exons. Gene Ontology annotation, molecular function: threonine-type endopeptidase activity. NCBI's taxonomy places the organism in Eukaryota, Viridiplantae, Streptophyta, Magnoliopsida, Poales, Poaceae. Gene Ontology annotation, cellular component: proteasome core complex. Bases 143 to 880 code for a protein of 245 amino acids.
CUUGCGAGGGAGGCCAGGCAGGACGAUACAACUCUCGCCGUCGCUGCUGAAUCGAAGCACACCACCUCCUCUCGCUCCGCUCCGCUCCGCCUCCUCACCUGACCCGACUAGGGUGCUCGCCGCUGAUCUCGCCGCGCCCGCCAUGGCCGCCGCGCACCCGGGCUCCUCCGCCGCCGCCGGAGAGGCCCCGACCACCGGGGAGCACCGGAUGGGGACCACUAUCAUCGGGGUCUGCUACGAGGGCGGCGUCAUCCUCGGCGCCGACUCCAGGACCAGCACCGGAAUGUAUGUGGCCAACCGUGCUUCAGACAAAAUUACUCAGCUGACAGACAAUGUGUAUGUCUGCCGCUCUGGAUCUGCUGCUGAUACACAAGUCAUUUCGGACUAUGUACGUUAUUUCCUCCACCAACACACAAUCCAGGCUGGGCAGCCAGCUACUGUUAAAGUUGCGGCCAACUUGAUUAGGUUGCUAGCCUACCAGAACAAGAACAUGUUGCAAGCUGGCAUGAUUAUUGGAGGAUGGGACAAAUAUGAGGGAGGCCAGAUUUUUUCGGUCCCUCUUGGUGGAACGAUUCUGAGGCAACCGUUUGCAAUUGGAGGUUCAGGUUCCAGUUACCUUUAUGCGCUUAUGGAUCAUGAGUGGAGAGAGGGAAUGAGCGAGGAAGAGGCACAGAAAUUUGUAGUCAAGGUAGUUUCCCUUGCUAUGGCCCGUGAUGGUGCUAGUGGAGGAGUUGUUCGUACAGUUACCAUAAACGCGGAUGGUGUCAAGAGAAACUUUUACCCUGGUGACAAGCUUCCACUGUGGCAUGACGAGCUGGAGCCCCAUAACUCAUUGCUCGAUAUUCUUGCUGCUGGGAACCCUGAUCCCAUGGUGCAGUGAACUUGCCCUCCAGCCGCUCACCUUCCUUUGUGAAAUUUCCUACUGUAUGACUUGUUCAAGAUUUCAACUAAAGAAUUUGAAACAAUUCCUGCUGCCGCACGAAAGUGUUUACUUUUUUCUUAUUGUUGUGAUGUUGUUGCACCUUACUAAAUUUCUGUUCGGCAGAUUGAUCGCCAUUCUGAGGUGUGGUUAGUGUCAUCAGAGCACUGUGAUUUUAGUUAAAUGGUUGGAUGUUA